AUGGCAGGUGACAAUACUAAUGAAAGUGGCAGCAACAACAAUAAUAACAAAAGUGGUCAAAAACGAAACAGCAAUCGCCGCAACAACAACAGUAACAAACGAUCCAAAAAAGAUGUCCCAAACACACAUCAUACACGAAAACAUGGAUUUGACGAAAAUAAGGACGAUCGAGACAAGCCACCACAUGAGGGAUCGUUUGCCUUUGAGGGAAUGCGACAACAAUUUGGAGUUUCCUUAGAACCACGUACAAUCAUUGGGGAGGAUCAAAAUACUCUAAAGAGAAAGGUGGCGCUCUUACUCGGCUUUGUGGGGACCAAAUAUGCUGGAUUCCAGAUCAAUGGCGGCCAAAGGAGCAUUCAGGCCGAAAUUGAAUUGGCCCUGUAUCGGGCCGGAAUGAUUUCCGACAUGAAUUUUGGAAAACCGCACAAGUAUUCCUGGAGCAUGUCGGCACGGACAGACAAAGGAGUACAUGCCUGUGCCCAAGUAUGUUCGCUCAAGGUGGAAUUGUUUGAAACGGAAGUCCAACCAUCCCAACAACAGCUCAAGGAAAUGGAAAAACAGAAUAUUGCCGCCGUCAAGGAAAGUGGAGAAGAUGUUGAGAAGGACGUUGGUGCUACCAAAAGAUCAACUCCCGUUAGUAGUGAACUCGAGUUGGAAGCUGCUCGGAAACGAUUGGAAGAAUAUUUGCCUCCCGAUAUUCGGGUCAUGGACAUGUUACGAACCACUCGGAACAUGUGCGCCAAGACGCAACGAGAUCGGGUCCGAUACCAGUACAUGAUUCCUUCCUUCAUGUUGCAGGAGGAUUGGAAGCAAGUAUUGACCGAUCAGGGAAUCACUGUGGAAGUCAAACAAGAAGGCGAGGAAAAUGCGAAACGAACACCAUUGACAGAGGAGCAGGUUGCUGCAGUAAAGACGGCUGUAGAGGGAUAUCGAUCCACAGAAGAACAACGUUCGCGGCUACAGGCAGCGUUAGACAGAUACAAGGGAACGAAUCCGUUCCAUAACUUUACAAAGGGACUACAGCCAGGCCAACCACAAGCGAAUCGAUUCAUUGAAUACUUUCGGAUGCAAGAUCCAAUUGUGAUUGACGGAGUGGAAUGGAUCCCCACUCAAGUGUUGGGACAAAGUUUUCUAUUGCAUCAAAUUCGAAAGAUGAUUAGCAUGGCGAUUGAUGUUGCCAGAGGAGCUGCACCACUCGAGAUUAUGGACAAGGCAUUGAACAAGACGGAACGAGUCCGUGUCGGUAUUGCACCAGCACAAGGCCUCUUUUUGGAAAUGAGCUUUUUCGGGGGUUACAACCGUCGCAAGGCACAGAAUCAAGAUUUGCCAAAUUUGGAUUGGUCUCAAGAAGGGCCUGCGAAAGAACGUUGGAAGGCAUUCCGGCACAAGAUCCGGCAACACAUUGUCGAAGAAGAAAAGCAACAAAGCAACUUUAUCCAGUAUAUGUUUCUUCAAGAGUACUACAACUUCACCAAUUAUUACAAAGAAGCCUUGGCGGGUAAGAUCACAGAACCAGGAGCUUAUGCAGAAUCUUCGGACGGAGCGCAAGAGACAAAGCCAGACGAUACGACGAGCAGUAGUUGA
Molecule: messenger RNA, 1584 nt
Organism: Cylindrotheca closterium
Lineage: Eukaryota; Bacillariophyta; Bacillariophyceae; Bacillariales; Bacillariaceae
Source: the annotation of a GenBank genome assembly